AUCGAACUGCAAUAACUUCCAAUUUUUUAAGUCAAAUUGGUGGAUGGCUGACAGCCUCAAACACCACACCCUUCUCCCCCACAAACUGAACUCAACCAUGGUCUGUACCUGAAAAAGAAAAAGUUCAUCACUCCAUCAUCAUCCUCAAAAAACCAAAACAAAACUGAAUACACGAAUCUAUGUCAAUAUCCAUGGCCUUGUUUUCUCCUCCUUGUCCUACCUCCUUCUCUGUCAACCCCAAUUUCACCCACAAACCCACUCUUUUUCUCCCUCUUAAGAAACCCUUUCUUUCGCUUUCCACUCCUAAGUCUUUACCAGACAAUGGAGCUGGAGUUUCAGCUUCUGUUCCUGCCGUUGAAGACCCAAAACCCAGUCAGAAUGACCCCGUCCUCGAAAAGGCCGUGGAGGGAUCUUCUGGGCCUAACGGGGCGGCUACCAGCACUGAAAUUGAGGUUUUGAGCAAGUUUGAGGAUCCUAGGUGGAUUGGAGGAACUUGGGACUUGAAACAGUUUCAGAAAAAUGGCACCACUGACUGGGAUGCUGUUAUUGAUGCUGAGGUCAGGAGGAGAAAAUGGCUCCAGGAUAAUCCAGAAACUACCAGUAAUGACGACCCUGUAGUGUUUGACACUGCCAUCAUACCUUGGUGGGCAUGGAUGAAGAGAUUCCAUCUACCUGAAGCUGAAUUGCUUAAUGGCCGUGCAGCAAUGAUUGGGUUCUUCAUGGCAUAUCUGGUUGAUAGCUUGACUGGAGUAGGAUUGGUUGACCAAAUGGGCAACUUCUUUUGCAAGACCCUAUUGUUUGUAGCUGUUGCGGGAGUGCUUUUAAUCAGGAAGAAUGAAGACUUAGAUAACAUCAAGAAGCUUAUUGAAGAGACAACCUUUUAUGACAAGCAAUGGCAAGCAACUUGGCAGGAUGACAAUAGUUCCAACAGUAACUAGUUCAAUUGUAGUUUCUUAACAUUUUUUUUUCACCAAUGCCGUAUUUUCAGCUCUUCCCUGUUUGUAAGGAAACUUGAAAUAUGAGUACUUUCUAUAUGCCUCGCUAUGUUGUGUGCGUGAUUUUUUAGCCUCAUCGAAUAUAUGAAAGUUUCAGCUAA
Molecule: messenger RNA, 1096 nt
Organism: Gossypium raimondii (Peruvian cotton)
Lineage: Eukaryota; Viridiplantae; Streptophyta; Magnoliopsida; Malvales; Malvaceae
Exons: 3
Coding region: 180-938 (252 amino acids)
Source: RefSeq, a predicted model, not a curated record